AUGGAAAAUGGUGAAGGAAAGGCUAAGUCGAUUAUCGAGUCGUUUGGCUCUGUUCCUAUUGCUGGCAAAGUUCCAAAACGUGUCUCGGCUGACGAAGCAGUGUCAUGUAUCACUUCCGGUAAUGACAUCUACGUUCACCCGCAUGCAUCCACCCCUACCGAGCUGCUUGACGCGUUAUGCCGACAUGUGAAACGUAACAACCUCUCCCGAAUACGACCUGCACAUAUCAUCCUACAGGGGCGGAUUCCUUGGACAGACAGCGAGUACUGGGGGAAUGCCGACUACGUUCCCGUCUUUUUGUCAGAUAUCCCUCGGAUGUACCACACUGGUGUUUUCUCAGCGGAUGUCGCGCUCAUCUCAAUCACACCACCAGAUAGCCGCGGGUUUUCAAGCAUGGGUGUGGAUAUUGAUUGCUCCAGAACAGCGACAAGUUGUGCAAAGAAAAUCAUA
This is a messenger RNA of Ostertagia ostertagi, 450 nucleotides long. The record is from the annotation of a GenBank genome assembly. Lineage: Eukaryota; Metazoa; Nematoda; Chromadorea; Rhabditida; Trichostrongylidae.